Adineta steineri is the source of this 1203-nucleotide messenger RNA. The record is from the annotation of a GenBank genome assembly. NCBI's taxonomy places the organism in Eukaryota, Metazoa, Rotifera, Eurotatoria, Adinetida, Adinetidae.
AUGUCUUCAACAUCUCCAUAUACGUGUAUUACAUGUCAUGUUGCAUUUAAUAAUGGUGAAUUACAACGUGCACAUUAUAAAACUGAUUGGCAUCGUUAUAAUCUUAAACGUAAAGUAGCUGAUCUUGGUCCAAUUACUGCAAAUGAUUUUGCAGAAAAAGUUGAAGUUAUUCAACAACAACAACAACAACGUUCAGAAAAAAAUCUUGAUGUUAAUAAUCGAACAUCAUUAACAUGUAAAGAUUGUGGGAAAGCUUUUACGUCAGAAAAUGGUCUUUUAAAUCAUAUGAAAUCGAAAAAACAUAUUGAGACUGUUACGAAAAAUGCGAAUCUUCCAGUUAAAAAUCAAUAUCAGAAAUCUCCGGCAGAAACAUCAAAAGAGUCGAAUAAUGAAGUGCAGAUGGAAGAAGUAGAAGAUGAAGAUGAAGAAGGUGAUGAUAAUGAUGAUGAUGAUGAUUGGAAUGAUAUGGAUGAUGGAGCGACAGUUACUAAUGCAUCUGUAUUGGAAGGUGAAACUCAAGUACUUGGCACUCCAUUACGUUUAGAAGAAUGUCUAUUUUGUCCAGUAAAAUCAUCCAAUCUCGAAGAAAAUCUUAGUCAUAUGGCACAUGCACAUAGUUUCUUUUUACCAGAUGUUGAAUAUAUUAAAGAUUUACCAGGUUUAAUCGAAUAUCUCGAUGAAAAAGUUGGUAUAUUUCAUGUAUGUUUAUGGUGUAAUAAGAAAUCUUUUCAUGAUGUUCUAUCUGUUCAACGACAUAUGACUGCUAAAGGUCAUUGUAAAAUACUUUUUGAUGAAAAUCCAAAUGCUGCAUGGGAAUAUGUGGAUUUUUAUGAUUAUUCAUCAACUCAUCCAGAUUCAAAUGAGAAAAAUCUUGAUGAAGAAAUUGAUGGUAAUCUUCUUGAUACUACUGGUUUUGAAUUAGUAUUACCAUCUGGUAAAACAGUUGGACAUCGAACACUUAUUCGAUAUUAUCGUCAAAGUUUAACUAAUCGAAAUAAUGAAAAAUCAUUAGAUGUUGUCCAAAGAAUAAAAGAUAAAUAUCGUGCUCUUGGUUGGUCUGGUCCAGGAACAACAGGAGAAGUAUUUCAACGCAAAGUUCGUGAUCUUAAAUAUAUGCAACAAUGGAAGUCAAAACAACAUAUGAGACUUGGUGUGCACAAUAACUUACAACAACAUCAUUUCCGAGUACAAUCUAACUACUAA